Messenger RNA from Vicia villosa (hairy vetch), 1614 nucleotides. Its product is annotated as probable mitochondrial adenine nucleotide transporter BTL1. The transcript has 5 exons. Lineage: Eukaryota; Viridiplantae; Streptophyta; Magnoliopsida; Fabales; Fabaceae. The coding region runs from base 196 to 1275 and encodes 359 amino acids. The record is from RefSeq and is a predicted model, not a curated record. Gene Ontology annotation, biological process: transmembrane transport.
AGUGCAUUGAACACGUGCGAAGUAGGAAGAAGUUGGAUUUAGCUUAGAUUACAUGAACACAGUGUCGAAGAAUCAAACGGUUCUCCUAGGGUUUCAGAUUGCGCCGAAUCAGUCCAUAAUUCAAAACUGAAACCCAAAUCAUAUACAGUCAGAACAAGGACACGACAAAUUGAAGAAAUUUUGGAUAAUCCUAGAAUGUCUUCAAACACAAAAACUAAAACCCUGUCUUCUUCUUCUUCAUCCUCUUCAAUCUCACCGCUCCCUGGUGAUGAUGUUUUCACUAUCCUUAAAGACAUUGACAUUCUUCCUAACUCUAAUCUCCAUUUUCGAUUUCAACUUCCACACCAAGCACAGGAAUUUUUAGAUAAGAGAGAGGUUCGUGAGUUUAUGAGUGGUGCCCUAGCUGGUGCUAUGACCAAAGCUAUUCUUGCUCCUCUUGAAACUAUCAGGACAAGAAUGGUAGUUGGUAUUGGGUCGAAAAACAUCACAGGUAGUUUUGUUCAGGUUGUAGAGCAGCAGGGAUGGCAAGGAUUGUGGGCUGGAAACAUGAUCAAUAUGAUUCGAAUAGUUCCAACGCAGGCCAUUGAGUUUGGCACAUUUGAGUGUACGAAACGGGCGAUGGCAAAACUGCAAGAGAAAUUGAAAAAGAAUGAAUGUCCCAAGUUGCAGAUAGGUUGCCUCAAUUUGAGCUUCAACUUAUCUUGGAUUUCACCAACUGCUGUGGCUGGGGCAGCUGCAGGAGUUGCUAGCACACUUGUAUGCCAUCCCCUGGAAGUUUUGAAGGAUCGGUUAACUAUAAGUCCUGAGAUAUACCCUAAUUUAGGCGUUGCAAUUAGGAAUAUUUAUAAAGACGGUGGUAUUGGCGCUUUUUAUGCUGGUUUAUCACCUACUCUAGUUGGCAUGCUUCCAUACAGUACCUGUUAUUAUUUCAUGUAUGACACAAUAAAGAAAUCUUACUGCCUGACCAAAAAUAAGAAGUCUUUAAAUCGCGUGGAGAUGCUUAUGAUUGGAGCCCUAUCAGGUUUUACUGCCAGUACAAUUAGCUUUCCGUUGGAGGUAGCCAGAAAGCGUCUGAUGGUAGGAGCUUUGCAAGGCAAGUGCCCACCAAACAUGGCAGCGGCGUUGUCAGAAGUCAUUAGAGAACAAGGUCUGAAGGGCCUGUACAGAGGGUGGGGUGCAAGCUGUUUAAAGGUAAUGCCAUCCUCUGGAAUCACCUGGAUGUUUUAUGAAGCAUGGAAAGACAUACUGCUUGUCCACAAGGGUAUUUCAGUAUAGUCUCAAAAAAGGAUAACUCAGUUUUGUACCUCUACAAGUCAUGCUAAUCAAACCCCUUUUUUUAAUCUUUUGGAAAUUAAGAAAUUACUUCAUACCCCCCAUUUUUGUUCCUACUAACCAGUUAUUUACGCCUAGCUUGUCAUUUUGAGUUUUUGGGUUGUUCUCAUCAAAAGAGGAAGGAUGAGUUGGGAUGAUUUUGUGUGCUUCUGUUUCUUUCCAUCAUUACUCCAACAUGUAAUUUAAUUGUAUUGGCUGUCUGUCACCAUUUAAAGUUUGAAUAAGUAUUAUGUAUUAGAAUAACAUACAUGAUCGUCAAUAAGUAUUUAUGUUGAUUCUUAA